AAGUGGCAAGGCAAGGCAAGGCAGACCAGCCAGCAGAACAGUCUGUGAGUGUGUACUGUGUAGACAACACAUUGUGCAAGCCGUGCUGUGAUGGUAAUGAGGCCUUCACACCAGUCAGUGUCAGUGUAACCUGUAACAUGGCUUCCACCUCAGACAAGAGACGACGAAGUGAACGACGAGUGGCAGUGAGCAGUGAAUGGGAGUGAUCAGACCACAACCCUUGCGCUCCUCCAACGACACAGUGUACAGGAUGACGACUGAACAAGACAUCGACUGCGGAUGCACCUGUAAUGGUUACAAACUGUUCCAAGGGCUGCAAAGGUUCGCCAAGCCUUCUGUUUUCGUGGCAGUGCUCAUCACCUUUGCUCUGGUUCUUGGAGCUAUACAAGGGUUCUUCAACGUCCAUUACACGACCAACUCAAUCAAUGCCUCAUUUGGCCUUGUCGAAUGGCUCAUGUUGGGCUCACAGGUGAUCCAAGGACUGAUCAUUGUACCGAUCGCGUACGCCGGAGGCCGUAGACACCGUCCUGUCUGGCUUGCUGCUUUGGGCGGCUUUCUUGUCAUUUCGUGCUUCAUUUUUGGAAGCAUAAUUUUGGCAGAAUAUGAAAACACUGAAGUGGUCACUACCUACAGUUUAAAGCAAGACCCAACUCUAUGUGUGAAGUAUACUGAGCGUGUGGUACAAUAUAAGGAGAACCAGGACUGGACAACGCUAACUGCGGUGUACCUGCUGAGCCUCAGUCUUGGUCUCGCCAAUAUCUGCUUCUUCGCUUUCGCUAUCACUUACCUGGAUGACAAUGUAGACUCUGUCAACAGCCCCGGCAUCAUUGGUAUUGUGCUGGGUUUGCAACAGCUGGGGCCGCUGCUUGGCAUGAUGCUGGCCUGGCUCUGCUCUACCACCGUCGUCACUGGUAUCCUCUGGAUAGUUCUGGGCGUUGUGAUGCUUGUGGUCUCCGUCAUACUUGGUUUGUUCCCUCGUAGCCUACUGGAUAACCAGGGUGGUCUUGCCUCCAACAAUAUCUACUAUACAAAGAAUAAAGGAUUCAUCGGAUCGUUUUUAAGAGUAAUAACCAACAAAAUCUUCUUGCUGAUAACAUUUGGACUAACACUGGCCUACACUGCCAUCUGGAAUUUCCGCUAUUUGCUGACUCGCUACGAGGAAUCUGUGUACUACGCCUCACAAGCCAAUGGCUUUGAUGAUCCAUGGACCACUCGUCAGAUAAUCACCUUUUUGAGGCCAGUCCUGGCUGGUGCAGCUAUCAUAGCGGCUGGUAUCAUCGUUUUCCGUUCUGAGCCUACUCCCACCAAACUGUCUAUCUGGACCACUGGUGGAUUCUUCUUCUGUGCUGCCGCAUUUGCUGCCAACAUCUUCCUCAGUUGCUCCAACAUCCACAUCAUCACUGAGAGCAAUAGUAGGCUAGACUUGACGAUGUACUGCAAUAAAGACUGCCAGUGCAAGGAGGACCUAGCAUUCACUCCUGUGUACGCCAGCCAAGCUCGUCUCGUUUAUUAUUCUCCUUGUCACGCCGGCUGUACUACUGCCACGUAUCAUGGUAGUGAUAAGGUGUACAAGAACUGUUCUUGUGUGCCAACAGAGUCUGUGGUGAGCGGAGUGUAUGAUGCAGGCUCGUGCCAACUGUAUGGAAUAGUGUUUGAAUGUCUCACCGUCAUUGUAGCUGUUCUUGCAGCAUCAACUGUCAUUGGUCUCCUCAUGCUUUUGUUCAGGGUGGUUCUCAACUGUGACAAGCCAAUGAUGAUUGCUCUACACCUGACAAUUGUCACUCAGCUGGCCACUAUUCCUGGUCGUCAACUCUUCCUCUUUGUUGCCAGGUGGUCAUGUAUUGUCUCAGGUACCGACGAGUGUAGACUACAUGAGGCGCAGCCAUUCGUUACUUACAUCAAUCUCACCACAAUCUUAUUCUUACUUCUAUCUGUGGGCGUUUUUUCCGUGACGAGCUUCAUCGUUCGCAAUGUGGUGUUGUACGGUGAGGACGACAGAUCGCCUACACAUGCAGCCGCUAUGACAGAGCUACGGGAGUUCCGUGCAAAGAAUUCUAAUGGAAAAGGGAGACGUCACUCGUUCCAUGGAGAGGACCAGAAGCUACUGGACACUGCGGGGGUGCCUCCAGUAGUAGUGAAGAGGACACCGUCCAUCACGGUACCGGUCGAUGGGGAACACCGCCUGUCCACUUAUGAAGGCCAGAUGCAGAAAGCUGCGUCAUAUAGUGAUGAGCUGAACAAACUGCUACAGGCACCUCCGGCACCAGGACCGGGCGGGAACACACUACAGGUGCCGUCUCCAGGAGUGACAGUGAGACGAGAGGGCAUGCUCACCACACUACUGUGAGUUUGCUCUCUCUCUCUCCCUCAUCUAGUUCUCAGUAGUCAUACAGAGAGAGCUUUCCUGUUCGCUAAAGAAUCAAAGUUAUGUGCAUUUUAGUAUUACGAACAUUCAACCGAGUUAGACCUUUAAUAUUACUUAUGACGUGACAAUGUUAAAGUUAAUUUUAAAAUACUUGUAAAUUUGUCUAUCCAUUAUAGUAAGAUUUUAUAAAUCAAAGGAUUUUCCGUAUAAAAUAUCAGUUGCCAAUCACUGUCUCUGUGACAAUAAAAUUUUUUUCUUAGAUAAUAUUUGUCACAUUGCUCACCACCGUAAUAGUAAACUAAUAAUAACCAUAUCAAUGUAACAAUGGUUAAGGAAGCAUUUACACUAUUGUAAUGGUUCUGUAAAUUUCUUUAGACAUUUUUGGUUCAAAUGUAAAACAAAAUGUUAGAUAUAAUUCAAUUAAAUAUAAUUAAUUGAAUUAAAUACACCAAUUAAAUAUAAUUCAAUAUGUACCAAUAAAAGUUUCAUAGUAAUUCUUAAUAUCAUGAAUGUCUUGUUUUUUUUUACAAAACAAUUCUAAUACAAUUGAGAAAAAUUCAUUUCUUCUUUAGAUUAAUAAUUAUUUUAAUUGCUGUAUACGAUAUAUUUAUAAACUUUAUAAUAUUUAUAUAGGAACUAUUUAUGAUCUUCAUUAUCAUUAUGUUACACUUAACUUUGAGUUAAACAUCACUUAUUUAAAAAAUCAUUUGUCGCAUGUGGAUUGGAGACUGGACUUGUAUAAUUUCUCAAAAACAUCAGCAAACAUUUAAUAACUUGUAUACAUAAAACAUAAAAAGUUGUAACCAAGUAUUUUAAAGUAUAAUAUCACAUUUUUAAUAUCAAGAAAGUAUAAGAUUUUUUCAUUAAUCUUAAAAUACCAAUUAAAAGUUCAAAUUUUAAGUAGUAGUAGAAUAUAUUCAAUAUGUAUGCCACAUUUAAACAUUAAUUAAUUAUUUUGUCAGUAUUGAUGAAUUAAUUGUAAUUAAAGUAAAUAUUGAGUAGUCCAUUCAAUAUCAUAACAGUACAUUUAGUAUCAUAUAAAAAAAAUUAAAUAGCUCGGUAAAACAGUACAGAACGUAAACGAAACCAUCAGGUGAACUGAUCACUAAACACAAUUUUCACCCAUCAGUUAAGGAGAAGGCACUGAAAUUUAGCUAGAAAAAUUAAUGGUGAAUGCCACCAGUCCCUAAAAGAAUUAGCGUGAACCUUUUAAAGUAAUCAGAGACUAUAACCAAAGCAGGUUAGUUCAACCUGGCAAAUUAAAUGUAAAAUAAAACUUUAUAUUUGUAUUUAUAUUUAAAAUAACUUUCAUUUACACAAAAAAGUGAAAUCAGUAUUUAUAACAAGUAUUGAUUUUUAUUGUAAUCUUUGAAAGAUGUUUAGCUCUAAUCAUUUCUUUCAUCUUUUUGUUAAUCAGUUCAUACAUGACAUUGUGAAUUUAAUAAAAUCAAAAACCGUUACCAUUGUGUUCAUAGUUAUAUACUGUAAUUUACCAUUACAAUAACAUUACAUAAAAACUAAGACUUAAGUUAAGUUUUUAUGUUGUUUUUAUUUUACAUGUUAAGAUUUUUAUAUUCUAUUUUUGUUGGACUUUAGUAGUUAUGAAACAUUUAAUGUUUUACACAAACGUGUUUAUUGUAAUUUCAAGUACCUGCUAAAUAUAAAAAGUAGUUUAUUAUUGA
Molecule: messenger RNA, 4047 nt
Organism: Homalodisca vitripennis (glassy-winged sharpshooter)
Lineage: Eukaryota; Metazoa; Arthropoda; Insecta; Hemiptera; Cicadellidae
Product: solute carrier organic anion transporter family member 74D-like
Exons: 14
Coding region: 197-2347 (716 amino acids)
Biological process (GO): sodium-independent organic anion transport; transmembrane transport
Cellular component (GO): membrane
Molecular function (GO): protein binding
Source: RefSeq, a predicted model, not a curated record